Manihot esculenta (cassava) is the source of this 2200-nucleotide messenger RNA. Its product is annotated as receptor-like protein 56. NCBI's taxonomy places the organism in Eukaryota, Viridiplantae, Streptophyta, Magnoliopsida, Malpighiales, Euphorbiaceae. Gene Ontology annotation, molecular function: protein binding. The record is from RefSeq and is a predicted model, not a curated record. The coding region runs from base 1 to 2121 and encodes 706 amino acids. The transcript is spliced from 3 exons.
AUGUUAAAUUCAAUGGAAGGAUUAUGCGGACUGAAAAGUUUGGUCGAGUUGCAUCUCCAAGGAAAUCAUUUUUCUGGCCCUCUUCCAGAAUGUAUUGGCAACUUGACCAACCUCCAAUUUCUUGAUCUGUCAUUCAAUCAGUUGAGUGGAAACAUUCAAUCUAUUGUUUCUGAACUCACAUCCCUCAAGUAUUUGUUUCUUCAUGGCAAUGAGUUUGAAGGCUCAUUCUCAUUUAGCGCUUUGGCCAACCACUCAAAACUUGAAGCAUUUAUACUCUCUCCUGGAAAUAGCAGGCUAGAAGUGGAAACAGAAAAUCCAACAUGGUUUCCCGCAUUUCAACUCAAGUACAUUCGAUUAUCAAAUUGCAGCUUAAACGUGAGAACUAGAGCUAUUCCUAGCUUUCUUCAUUACCAGUAUGACAUACGCUUUAUUGAUCUUUCUCAUAAUACGUUGGUUGGAACGUUCCCCACUUGGAUCUUACAAAAUAAUUCCAAGUUAGUAGUUAUGAAUUUGAGAAACAACUCAUUCACAGGAACAUUUCAGCUGCCCAAUUUCAAGCAUGAUCUCGUUCAGUUAGAUAUUUCGAGCAAUAAUCUCACUGGUAUGCUGCCGAAGGAGUUUGGAGAGGUCCUCCCAAGACUGGAAUAUAUAAACAUGUCGAGGAAUAAUUUCGGUGGUAAUGUUCCUUCUUCAAUCAGUGAGACGACAUCACUAUCUAUUUUGGAUUUAUCCCAUAAUAAUUUCUCGGGAGAAUUGCCAAGAAGUCUGUUCGCAAAUUGUACCAUGAAUUGUGCACUGAUUCUAUCAAACAACAAUUUUCAAGGGAACGUUUUUCCUCAGGGUAUGAACUUGAGAAGCAUGACGGCAUUGGAUAUGAAAAACAACAACUUCAGUGCGAUGAAUAGCCGCAGCCGAUCAAGCCUCAGUUUUUUUGACAUAUCCAAUAACAAGGUAUCCGGUCCAAUUCCCAGACUUCUAUGUAAUCUGACCUAUCUUGUCUUUUUAGAUCUCUCAAAAAAUAGGUUGUAUGGAUUUAUGCCUUCCUGCUUCGAUUCUUCAUUAUUGCGCUUUCUGUUUUUACAAAAGAACAAUCUAAGUGGACCCAUACCCCAUGAGCUUCUCAGAAGUCCUAAUUUAGGGGCACUUGAUCUGAGGGAUAACAAUUUUUCUGGAAAUAUUCCAUCUUGGAUCGGUCAGUUCUCUGAAUUGCAUGUGCUUUCAUUGGGAGGGAAUGCAUUACACGGCCGUAUUCCUAAUCAGUUGUGUGAAUUAAGAAAUGCGAAUAUAAUGGAUCUUUCACGCAACUUACUUUUUGGUUCCGUACCUGCAUGCUUUAGUAACAUUUCUUUUGGCAAUAAUAUAUCAUUUGGGAUGAUGGAAGUAUUUGAUAUUCCAUAUUUUAUGGGUUUCAAUCCGAGUACUCUCGAUGAAAUCGCUCUUAAUCUCCAUUUGCCAUGGCUAGAUUGGGAUCCUUCAGAAAUUGUGGAAGUGGAAUUUGCAACGAAAUAUAGAUACAACUCCUACAAGGGUGAUAUUAUCAACUCAAUGGCAGGAAUAGAUCUAUCAUGCAAUGAGUUAAGUGGCAGCAUUCCUCAAGAAAUUGGAGACCUGCAUCAAAUUCGAUCAUUGAAUUUGUCUCACAAUCAUAUAACAGGAUCUAUACCAGUCAGUUUUUCAAAUCUAAGGAGUUUAGAGAGCUUAGAUCUUGGCAACAAUAAUUUGAGUGGUGAAAUCCCGAGUGAACUAGUUGCGCUGACCUUCUUGGAAACUUUCAAUGUUUCAUACAACAAUUUAUCAGGUAGGGUUCCUGAUGGAGCGCAAUUUGGAACUUUCGAUGAAAACAAUUACAGAGGUAAUCCUGGUCUCUGUGGAGAACGCAUUCAUAAGAGCUGCAAAAGUGAUGAAGCUCCACAAACACCGCCACCAUCUGCUGAUGUAGAAGAGGAAGAUGAAGGGGGUAUUGAUAUGGUGUGGUUCUAUUGGAGUUUUAGUGGAGCCUAUGUCACAAUCCUAUUGGUGUUGGCAGCAAUCCUCCGCAUCAACAGGUAUUGGCGCAUGUUGUGGUUUUAUUAUGUUGAUGUUUGUAUUUAUUCAAUUUCCAUUUGGGUUUGUCGGAACUGAUUUCAAGCAAUAGUCUGACGGAAAGACACAUUGUAAUACAAUAUAUAUAUAUAUUUGGUUUUAAUGUUGAUGUUGCCCU